Acanthoscelides obtectus is the source of this 876-nucleotide messenger RNA. NCBI's taxonomy places the organism in Eukaryota, Metazoa, Arthropoda, Insecta, Coleoptera, Chrysomelidae. The record is from the annotation of a GenBank genome assembly.
AUGAUAUUAGUGCCACAGAGACUUUGGAAUCUGCAUUUCAGACGCCGACCAUAUUCCUUCAUCUUGGAGUAUGGAAGCAUUAGCAUCAUUAAGAGAUGGUUAAUCAGAGCCAAGGAGAGGUCAAAAAAAUCAAGAGCUCCAUUUGUAGUUAUAAAGAGUUACAUACAUUUUAGAUUAUAAAAAUAUAUUAUAUAUACUCAUGUUUAUAAGUAUUUACACCUGGUGUUUUUAUUCCAAUAUGUGUAAUUAGACAGCUCUUGAAGCUAACUUAAAAAAUGUUUAGUCAUUACAUUGAAAGAAUCUCAUUAACUUUUAAAUCUAAAAUGCAUUAUUAAUUAAACUACUGCUUUGAUGCCUUCAGGAACGUCUACAGGCAAAUGAAUGAAAGAAAAUACCAAUAUAGGUGGGUAACGCCAAAGCCCGUUCCAUUUUUAUGGGUUGUGAGCCGGCUUUAGAGAUACCAACUGCGUCGAUUUUCGAAUUUUGAUCUUAAAAUUGUUUAUUUGGUGGAAAAGGCAUCCUAUGGAUUGUCUCUCCCACGUGGCAAAAUUACUACUUGCAGAGUCCUUGUGAUUUCGUUACACACACUCUUUCAAAUCACUGACAAUUUUCAAGAGAGCGCGAGAAUUUAUCAACUAUCACAGAGGUCGCGUAUUCAUGAAGGUCGACAAGUUGUAUAAUUUUUUUGUAAAAACGUAGUCAAUUACGUAUGAAACGGAUCUGUUGGCUGAUUUCUAGUAGGUCCGCAUUUCAGGCGGCUCAUUGGAGUUCCGCUUCGCCGGCAGCAAUCGAAAUUUUUCUAAAUCAAACAAUGUAAGAUGUAUGGUUUUUACUUUUGAUUUAUUUUUUUUUUAAAUAAAAUGAAUACUUUUUGAA